Anopheles coluzzii is the source of this 7314-nucleotide messenger RNA. RefSeq names its product protein farnesyltransferase subunit beta (gene Fntb). NCBI's taxonomy places the organism in Eukaryota, Metazoa, Arthropoda, Insecta, Diptera, Culicidae. Bases 206 to 1582 code for a protein of 458 amino acids. Gene Ontology annotation, molecular function: protein farnesyltransferase activity. The transcript is spliced from 3 exons. Gene Ontology annotation, cellular component: protein farnesyltransferase complex. The record is from RefSeq and is a predicted model, not a curated record. Gene Ontology annotation, biological process: protein farnesylation.
UGUUUUUAUUCACCAACACCACCAAACGCGAGGGGAAGUAGAAAAAAAAACACGACGAAAUUGUACCGCAAGCUGUUUUGGCCCCGUUUUAGGUUCCGCGAAAAGUUAGUCACUAUCUGAUAACUACUAACGCGCAGCACGUGCCGGCAUCCGACAACACGAGCACGAGGACGGUGAGAUCCCCCGAAGGGAGAACAAAAUCGGGAUGGAAUCGAACGAGAGGCCCCGCACGCUGUCGCAGUACAAACGCUUUCAAACGAACGACGAGGGCCGGAAAACGUUUUCCUCCAUUGAUCAGAUAAAAACCGAAGCAUCGAUCGAGCGGAUCUACGACCGGUACGAGCAGCUGGCGGCCCUCGACGCGACCCUGCCGAAGCUGCUCCGGGGGGACCAUGCCCGCUACCUGCAGCUGUCACUCGAGCGCCUCUCGACCGCUUACGAAAGCCUGGACAGUAGCCGGCCCUGGAUGGUGUACUGGAUACUGAAUGCGGCCAGCAUCCUGAACCUGCGCUUUCCGCACGAGCUGCUCGACCGGGUGGUGGACUUUCUGGUCAAGUGCCGCGGCAAGGACGGCGGCUUCGGGGGCGGACCGGGCCAGGAUCCGCACCUGGCCACGACGUACGCGGCCGUCAACUCGCUGUGCAUCAUCGGCACCGACCGGGCACUGAGCGCGAUCGAUCGGCCCUCGCUGAAACGGUUCAUGUGGUCGGUGCGGGAGAGCAACGGCGCCUUCCGGAUGCACGUCGGCGGGGAGGUGGAUGUGCGCGGCGCCUACUGUGCCAUCUCGGCCGCCAAGCUGUGCUCCUUCACGCCGGAGGACGAGCAGCGGCUGUUCGAGGGCACGUCCGGCUGGAUCGCGGAAUGCCAAACGUACGAGGGUGGGUUUGGCGGCGCGCCCGACCUGGAAGCGCACGGCGGGUACUCGUUCUGUGCUGCGGCCGCCCUCAUGCUGCUCGGGGGCGAGAACCGCUGCGACCUGAAGGCGCUGCUCCGGUGGACGGUGAACCGGCAGAUGGCGUACGAGGGCGGAUUUCAGGGCCGCACGAACAAGCUGGUCGACGGGUGCUACUCGUUCUGGCAGGGCGCGCUCGUACCGAUCGUGCAGGGGCUUAUCGCACGGGCGGAAGGCAACCAGAGCAUCAUGAACGUGAGCCUGUUCAAUCGCUACGCGCUGCAGGAGUACGUGCUGAUAUGCUGCCAAAGACCCAACGGCGGGUUGAUCGAUAAGCCGGGCAAACCAGCCGAUCUGUACCACACCUGCUACACGCUCAGCGGACUGGCCGUCGCACAGCACUGCGAAACGCACAGCCCACCGCUCGUGCUGGGCGACGAGCGGAACGAGGUGCUGCCGACGCACCCGGUCCACAAUAUUCCACCCAAGGCAGCGCUGGACGCUUACCGGUACUUUCUCGAGCUCGAUCAACCCGGAUCGGCCAGCGAGGAGAAGCACUGCAAUGGCAAAUCGGCCGACCCGAUGGACGCUUGUUCGGAGAACGAGUCCGACCGGCCAACGUCCUCGUCGCACAUGUCGUCCGAGGACAGCAGCAGCAACUACACGAGCAGCCGAGCGUCGGAAUAUUGAGCAAUGCAUGCAUGCGGCCCUCGGCUGUUUGAGAUACUUGAAAGACAUUUUAGGGGACACCUCCUCUUCGGUAGGUUCGGUUUUGUGAUUGCUCUUUUCUUUUCUUUCUUUUUUUAAUAAACUGCAAAAUGUACCAAUCGUGCUUUACUCCACCACACCCGCCCGUGAGUGCAAAUAGGCGGCAAUAACUUACAGCAAAUCCAAUGAAUCCACAAGCAAUCAAUCUCGAAAAGCGUUGUUAUAGAGAUGAGCCACUAACUCGGCGCGGCCUACUGCUGGAGGUGUAUCGCCCCCUUCCUCUUCCAGUAGUUGUGCCCUCACCGCAAGACCAAAUAAUAGUGGGGCAAGUAAACAAACAAAAUUGGCCACCACUUUUCUUUCUCAAUUUGCUCAAUAUAGGGGCACACAGUUUUCUCUCAACUCAUUUUUUCCUAAAACAACAUAAAAUUCUUAAUUAUGAAAAUAAAAAUGAAAUACACCAAAAGAAGUUGUUGUUUUUUUUUUAUAAAUAAAUCAAUGAUUUUAUUUUUUUUUCUUCUUCGCUUCCCUUCCUAAGAAUGGCUUUUUUGUUGUUAUUGAUGAUGAUUUCACGUAUCAUUUCUUUUCUUUGUUUCGUGUUUCGUGUUGUCUCAUCGUCUCAUUUUUUCUCUCUUUUUCACCUGUGUGUUUUACAGGUAAGAGUAGUAGUAAAUUUGCCAUAUCUUGAGAAAUGUUUUGCUCAUCAUCAAUAUAUAUAUAUUAUUAAUUGCAUGUUUUCCUCCCUCCGUACAACUAAUAGUAUAUUUCACAAUACAACACACACCACAUUUCACAUCGCUUUCUCUUUCUCUCUCACACCUUCUUUUCUAAAUCCAAACCCUUCUUUUUUCCAUGCUUCUUGGCUCUGAUCUAUCUCCGUUUUCUUUUCUCGUUUCCUCUCCACCACUCAUGCCACCACGCAUUUUCUCUCUCGCUCUUUCUUUUGCCUUCUUGCUCUCUUCCUCUAUUGUUACCACUCGCUCUAUUGCAUCAUAUAUUAACACCUCGGUUCUCGCAUUUACUUUCUUCCUUUUUUGGUGGCAUAUUCGCGUGGCGUGGUCACUACUUUUCGAUCUCUUUCGCUUAUCCACUGCCUACUACAUCUUAAUCCUUUUUCCUCUUUCCUUUUUAGCUACACUUUACACGUUUUUUUUUUAUACUUCUUAAUGUUGCACUUCUCUUUUGUGGUUCUAGCUUCCCUUUCCUUGCCGCUUUUGCCUUUUUUCGUUCUCUCCCUCAAGGGUUGUGUUGGCUUUUUUAAAAAUAGACGUGAAAGGAGCGAAACUGUGUUCGUGUUGUUUGUUGCGAUGAUAUCGUGUAGAAAGGUGUGUUACAAUAAAUUACAGAAAAAUAGAACAGACAGGACACAUAAACAGAUUCUUAAAAACGAUGGGUUUUUUGUGUGUUUUUCUUUUAACGAUUCACAAUCACUAUUCCCUUAACGCGCUAAGUGGUUUUAAUUCAUAAAAUGGAAAUUGUUAAGGCGUGUGUGUGUGUUUAAUUAUGUUUUUUUUUUGUCUGCACAUUUGUAAACUUAGUUUUGUUUUCAAGUUUUCUAGCGCGCUGUUUCUUGCACUUUUUGUUGUUGUUGUUUUUCGAUUAGAGAGAAAAAGGAGAAUUUGAUACUGUAUAAAUGGGGAUAAUGUAUAAAGUUGUGAUAACUCGUCCUGUAACUGCUCUUCCUCCUAACACACGCGCUCUCUUGCUCUCUUUCUCUCUCUAUCUCUAUGCACUUCCUCCAGUGAAGUGGUCAUGUACAGCCAUACUGACGCAUACACACUUACAAACACACUCACACACACACAUGCACAUUUGCAUCCACAUCAUACUAGACUUUCUAUACACACACACGCAUACGCACACAAACGCUCUUCCUAAUCUGCGUAGUCGUCUAACCAAACUAAACUAUGAGAAAAAAAAAAUAGAGGAAAAUGUUUGGGGCCCACACACCAUUAUAUCAUAGCUUCUUCUACCGAAACCCCCUUUUUCUUGUUUUAUCUUGUUCUAUGAACUUCCUCCAGGGAAGGAGGGUGGGGGUGUCUCCCGCAGAGAGGGAUCCAAAGGAGGGAAAUGAUUGCACACAAGUAGUUUUGCUCUAAUUGCAUCUCAAUUGUGGGGGGAGUAAGAGGAUGAGGAAAUAAUAAUAAUGGGGAAAGCGAUGAGGAUAUAACUUAAUUUACUACCAUCCUUAGACGUGAACGAUUAUAGAGAUGCUACUAUAUAUUAAGAACAAACAUAAAAACUAUACAAAAAUUACUAUGAAACGAACGAGAAUUACGACAGAUAGUGCGCGCGCGCGCACACUCACAUACACACCCCCAGGAUAGCGUGUGUCGUCUUGUGUGUUGUUGUAUAUGCUUUUCUCCUUUCAUGUCUCCCUUUGCACAAGCGUGUUCUCUUAUUCUUCUUCUUCUUCUUGUUCCUUUUCUCUUAUCUUCUCUUCUUCUUCUUGUUGUUCCUUUUCUCUUAUCUUCUCUUCGUUCUUCUUUCUCCUGUAUACUCUAAUGCUUCUUUUCUGUUUGAGCUGACUAUUAUUCACACACACUCACACACACCUUCAGGCUUUGUUGUUUUGUAUUCACUCACUUAAGGCUGCGCAUUUCUUGUUCGAUUUUUUCAUUCAUCCACACACGCACAUGAUGCAUGCCAAACACGUCGUUUCGGCACGCACACCACACAUCGGAACCGAUGCUAAAUGAGCUCGCAACUUUCAGGGUUUGGGGAUUGUGUACAAUAAGGGAAUAAGGAUACCUUUGAAGGAAUAACGGGAGAUGGAGUAGGUGGGAUAUGAUGAUCAUGGGAUGUUGGUUUUGUUUUGUUGUAAUAAAUAAUUUAAUUCGUUUAAAAUCCUCCUCAUACACUGAUAAGAUCACGCAAUGAGGGGCGGGGGUGUAUAGGGAAAUAAUUUACAAUAAAAGAGGCUUUGCAGAUACAAAAACAGUAUCGUGCUCAAAAGCAGGUGGGUUUUAUAAUAUUAUUCAACAUAAUUCAUAAUAAAGAGUGCAUUAUCAUGCGCUUCUCUCUGUUUAACAAUGUCGAAAACAAUGAAGCAAAAACUAAACAAGCUGAAGCUGCGCACACAACAGCAAAGGGAAUGGUGAUGGUGAAGGAUGUCCUUCCUUCCUUCCGCUCCGUUUGCGCUGCGCGCACUGCUGCAGAUCCUGCUCUCUUGCAGGAUGGCGAGAAUGAUUACAUUACACGAUGAGUGUGCGUGGAAACGUGGAACCGAGCAUGAUUUUCUUCUGCUCGGCAAAUCUUCUUUUGUGCCAUUUGCAUGCGUGCGCGUGGAUGACGACUCUCAGAGGCAGGGUGUUUGCUGUCUCUUUCUCUGUGUGUGUGCGUGUUCUUGGCGGGGAGGUGCACAGGCUUUUCCGUGACAUAUAAAAACAAGUUUAAGGUGAUAGAGCACCUUUAGCGUAAAAAAAACGACUUUGCUUACAUACAUUCAUUGUUCGUUCAGUUGGGGCAAAAUUAGAAUAAAUAAAAAAAUAUAUAUGCCAUUAUCAACUGAAAAACCAGACAAUGAUGAAGAUACUAUCAGACGCCAAAAAAAGGUGAAUGUAUCGACCGAUCGGCCUGUAUUAUCGCCUCCCCGUGGUGCAGGCAGCAAGGAAUGGAAUAAAUUGUACCUAACACAAAUUUCAACAUUCCCCCACGCACCCAUUUCCCAAUACACCACACACACACAAUUCAAUCGAAACUGACCCGCACUACACCACUAUUUCAUGGUUUGCUACGUUUUACGCUCCUCUAUCUAGCUCUAUCUCAUUAUCUCUCUUUCGCUCUUUCAUUUUCAUCAUUGUUCUGUUCAUUCUCCUGAUACUCUCCUUUUGCUUUUCUUCCAUUCUUGUUUCUCUGUUUCUCUAGCUUUCAUGUUUUCUCCUCUUUUGUUUCGAUUUGCUUUCGAUCUCUUGUUUCCUCUCUCCACUGUUUGUUGUCACCCUUCUUUUCUUCAUUUUAAAUAAAUUUUAAUCACAUUUUUUUCUUUUUCUUUUUCUCCUCCCCGUUUGCUCCGCUCUUCUACCGUAAGUCGGGUUUUCGUUUGUUUUUGUUUCUCAUAAAUUAAUAAUAUUUAUCAGAUAAAAAAUACUUCUUUUUUUUGCUGCUCCUAAACACGAUUGCGUUUCUGUUUGCGUACGUUCGUUUUAACAUCCGCUUUCUCCCCUCCUCCUUCUUCUCUUCGUGCACGCGUGCCCGCUUUUGUUGUAAAUUGUGUUUCUUCAUUUCUGUUUUUCGUGCUCCCUUUUUUUCCUCCAGACGCUUCCUUGAUUCUUGUUUCCUUUGUUUUCUUGUUUCUUUGCGCUCCCUAUUAUUAUUACGUAGUUAGUAGUAGUAAUAGUACGACGGCGAUGGUGUUUUAUGUUGGCAAGGCUUUGUCUCACUUGUUGGGAAAUACGUUCGUUCGUUUUCCAUGCCUUUUAGUGAAUAAGGAUGUUUCUUCAUCAAACCGUUCACAUUGUGUCCCUGUGUUUUUGUUUUUGUUUUCUUUAUAGUAUCAAAUAAGCACGUUUCUAGAAGUGUGCCAAUUUUCCUGUCUUAUUCCAAAAAGCGUUUUUUCUUUUGCUUACGUGUGUAUGUGUGUUAAAACAGGAAACAAGCAUACAAGGGUGGGGGGGGGGGAAUGAUUCCGUCCUUCAUCCAAGCGCCUGUACACACAAUCCCACACCAAAUAAAGAAACGUGAAAAGGAAGGGGGAGGGGCGCGGCGGUUGCGUAGUACACAUAAUAUACAUAAAUAUUCGAGAUCAAUUGCGGUAUUUUCAUGCUGCUUCACAAAAGUUUAAAAUUGUGCAACCGCGCGCGGCUCUAAGAUUUUUGAGGUGAAAGUGGAGCAGCAACAACGACACGGAGGAAGGGUAGGUAAACCGACAGUAAAAACUGAUACACGGUUCACCGCUAUCGCGUAUGUUUUGUUGCACGCCGGUCUUUUGCUUAUCGCAUCGGCAAAGACGAAACCAAACCAACCGUGACACUAAAAACACACGCGCACGCACACACACACACGUGCACAUCCAUUUCGUAUUGUGGUGCCACCAAAAUGGAAUGUGGGCAGGCAUGGGGAGAGGCGAUACAUGCAAUUGUUUGCAAAUUCCCUGUGAACCUGUAAUGCUUUUCUAACACGCUGCUUUUAUCCCUGUGUGUACAUUCUUUUCUUGUCGUCCUGGUUUCUUUGCUACAUGCCUUGUCUUUACUUCCACGAACGGUUGGUUGUUCCCCUUCCUUAGUUAGUUCCUAGGCUCGAUUAUUCCACAUUUAUCGAAAACACAUAGACACAUUCUCUACAAACAACAACACGUGCUACUACGACAUCGUCGGGGAUUACAUUAAUAUAAGCUGACCGAGAGGGAGGGAAAUAAACGGGACAAGUUUAUCUCUAUCGCUACCGUGUAGCGUUAGUGUGUUACCUGUUGUUUCAAUUGAUUGAGCUUGGUAGUGUUCAAAACUUUGCCUAAACGCAACAUGCACUUAGUAGAGCUUAAUGCUGUCGCUGAUUUGCUGGUUCAAUCGUUCUGUUUCUAAGGAUUAAAGGGAAGGGGGAGCUUCGAUUCGUUUGGAUAUUUGACUAUUUUCCGGUACACACCGGACCGGUCUCUCUCACGCUCUAUCAGCAUUAGACUAUUUCGCAAAUUUUACUAGAGUCCAAUAAAUCGUAGUAUGAUUGAAGUUUGCAGAUCUUGUACGUUUUGUCUUGCGUUUUUUUUUUUUUUUUUGUUU